UGCUUCGGUCAUUUUGUUCUGUCAAAUGUCUGUUCAGCAAUCUCCAAACGUGUGCCCAACAUAUUUUACCGGAAUAACCGACGAAUUAACAACAUACAAUGCCGUCAGCUGAAGAAGUGAAAUCCAGUUGGGCCGAUGAGGUCGAAUUGGAGGGCGGAACGUCGCUGCCACCGUCCACCGAAGUCUACGAGAACGGAUUCAAGAUCGUCACCGAGUACAAGAUCAACGACGACAACAAAAAAGUGAAAAUCGUGCGCACGUACAAGAUCGAAAGGAGGAUCGUGUCGAAACAGAUUGCGGUCAGGAAGACGUGGAAGAAGUUUGGUGAGUCUGCCAACGAUAAACCGGGACCAAAUCCUGCCACCACAAUUGUUGGGGAAGAUGUUUAUAUGCAGUACAUCACCAGUAAGGAGGAAGACAACAAGCCAGAAGAAGAUGGUCUAGAUAAGCUCAAAGCUUUGGGAGACAAGAAUGUGGUUAAGUGUCGUACAUGUAAUGGAGAGCAUUGGACCUCUAAGUGCCCCUACAAAGACACCACGCUGGGCGGUGGCAAAAUCCCAGAUGACAAGAAACCAGCACUUGGAGCACCAGGUGAGGCUAACAAACCAGGCGUUACCAAGUACAUUCCACCAGGCAUGAGGGAGGGAGCAUCCAAACGACCAGAAGGCUCAAACAUGCAGAGGAGGGAAGAUCAAACAGCUAUCAGGAUAUCCAAUCUGAGUAAUAACACAACUGAUCAGGAUCUGGAAGAUCUGGUUAAGAGAUUUGGACCUAUAUUGAAGAUAUAUUUGGCCAAGGAUAAACAAACCAACCAAUGCAAAGGUUAUGCGUAUGUUCAUUAUAAGUUUAGGAUGGAUGCAGCUGAAGCUAUUGCCAGGUUAAAUGGACAUGGUUAUGAUCACCUGAUUCUUUCAGUUGACUGGUCAAAGCCACAGAAUUCUAAUCAGUAGAUUAAUUUUAUAAUAAUACAUCCCUUUUAAUCAACAUAUGUGGAAUGUUGCCCUUUGACACUAAUACUAAUUGAUAUUUUAUACUUUUGCUAAAACAGAGUUGAUUCCAAAAAUGUAAAUAUAAUCCACUCCUGUAUCUAUUGAUUCAUUCAAAAAAUAAUUUAAAUAUAUUAAACAUAUAUUUAUAAUAUUACAUCUAUAUUAUUUAACAGUCGAUUACCGUUAGUGUCAAUAGGUUUUUUUAAAGGAUACAUAAUAGUUUUUUAUUACAAAAAAGAAGAAAAAUUUGUUUUGUUCAAACAGUGCUGGAAAUUAUUUGAAAAUAGUUUUUAGCACAGAAAAAAUGCGUUAUAUUCUGUAAGAAAUAAACGUAUAUUAUAUAAA
This is a messenger RNA of Aethina tumida (small hive beetle), 1334 nucleotides long. Its product is annotated as eukaryotic translation initiation factor 3 subunit G-like. Gene Ontology annotation, molecular function: RNA binding; translation initiation factor activity. The record is from RefSeq and is a predicted model, not a curated record. The coding region runs from base 99 to 950 and encodes 283 amino acids. Lineage: Eukaryota; Metazoa; Arthropoda; Insecta; Coleoptera; Nitidulidae. The transcript has 2 exons. Gene Ontology annotation, cellular component: cytoplasm; eukaryotic translation initiation factor 3 complex.